Molecule: messenger RNA, 3818 nt
Organism: Monomorium pharaonis (pharaoh ant)
Lineage: Eukaryota; Metazoa; Arthropoda; Insecta; Hymenoptera; Formicidae
Product: putative lysozyme-like protein
Exons: 2
Coding region: 1839-3353 (504 amino acids)
Source: RefSeq, a predicted model, not a curated record
UAUUUUGCUUCUUGUUUCGCUUAAAAUGUAUAUUAAUUUAUCUUUAGCUUAUACGCUCAACAAAUUAAGUUUUUGUUAUAUCUCUUAAACAGGAGAGAGUUGCUCAAACGCGCGUACCACUUAAGUUAUUUUUUAUUAUAUAUUUUUUAUUCGACAACGAUUAGUACGCAAAUAAUAAAUGCUAAAAAGUGUAGCUUGAUGCUUCAAUAUCUGCACGGAGAAAAUUUUAUACUAAAAAUUACUAUGUACGAUUGUAAUUACGAACCAUAAGAAGAAAUUUCAGAGAAUUAUGCUAUAAAUAAUGUAAAUACUACGGUAAUUUGAUGAAAAAUAUAGUACAAAUUUUUAGAAUUGCUUUUUUAAUCCUCACUAUUUAUCAUGGUAAUUUUUACUAUUAAAUUUUCUCCGCGUGCAGUUAUUACAGCAUUUUAACAUAACAUUUAAUUUAUUUACUUUAUAUUUAUAUUAUUUAUAUUUGAUAAAUAAAUUAAUUUAUAUUAAAUAAAAAUAUGAAAUAUUAAUUUAAGUAACGAUAUACGUUCAAUUCUCUCCGCUACGCUUGCUCUUUUGCAUUUUAUAGUAAAAAGCAGUUGCGUUUUUAUAAAUCGAUACAGAGAUUAAAAAUCUAACAGAAAAAUGGAUGUAUUAAAAUAAAUACGCGUGCGCGAAGAUGCUCUUUUCACACCAAUGUUAUAUAAUAAUUUAUUCAACAUUGUUUCUUUUCAGCUUUGAGGUGAAUCACGAAAUUACGAUCAUUCUAAAAAAGCCACAUGCGUUCCGGUAGAUUUCAAUGCAUGGAAGAAGCGUUGCCAGGAACUACACAUCCGGAAGUAUAUGCAACGUAAAUUUCUAAAAAUACAUAAUUAAACAUAAUAUAAACAUUUUGCUUUUCCCUUGAAUUCGUAAUUAAGAUAAUUGUUAGAGAUAAUUGCGAGGAUCUAUAAUUAUUAACGGUACGUGACGAUAUUGUAAUUUAAUUCGUGACAUGUAUUUUUACGUUGGAACUGUCGCCUUCUUCGUGAUCUUAAAUCGAAAGUGAAGACGAAAUGCAAAACGAAAUCUUGCUGCGAUUUGAGUAAACAAUUCAAGUUUUCUCUCGAUGUUUAACGAGACGGUUCUUCCGCCUGUCUGCAGUAAUUAAUUAUACCGACCAACAAAGUGAAAUAAGAUAUGUUGAAAAGAAAAAGAUGGCGAGCGGCUCGACACUGUAAUAAUUCUUAUCGCGUUGAAAUUAGAUCGCAGGUUCUACAAGAAUGCUGUAAUUAAAAACUGCUUAGCAUAUCCUACCGGUCUUUUCCGAGGUUUUCUUAUAGGAGGAGAUUCUACAGGAUAUCGCGGUAUGGAAAUACACAAGGAAGAAAACAAAAGAGCCUUUAAUUGAAAAUAUCCCGAACAGAAAGUGCGGAAGGUGAUUAACCUUGUACUUUCUCGAGACGCAGGGAUAACAAGAAAAUACAAAUUUCAAUCUGUUAUGCGAUAUUUUUUGUUUUUCGAUAAUAGUCUCGAUGUUCGUCCGGUUGACGCUAUUUGCCAACGAAUUUUAAAGCCAUCUUCCUUCUUCUCUUCUAAGGCAAGCUUAUCGACUUCCUCGGAAGGGGAUGAACGACGUUGUCGUCUCCUCCGUUUGACGAAGGAAGAAACUGCGGUCGAUAAGGAUUAAAUUGGUCCGCGUUUCACUUGCUGGGUGGGGGUCUGAUUUGCACGCGAGUACUUCCCGCGAGGUUGCAGUCAACUACUAUCUGUGCCAAACAGCGACGAUGCGACGCGGCGCCCGACAUAUCAGCGCGGGGAUACUUACCUUCACCUAGACCUUUCUUUCGCCGUACGAGAGGGGAUCCAUGUAUAAAGGCUUUCUUCUUGCUAGCAAUGGCACCAGAGACCAUAAUAUCAUUCAACCAUUCGGCCGCCACCAGAUUACGGAAGUUAGUUACGAGAGCAACCCCAUUUCAGCAAGCAUGCAGUACAUUGUAGUGUUCCUGGCGGCUCUCGUCUGCGGGGUAUGCUGCAUUGAAAAUCUGCCGCCUCAGCUCCUAUUUCAGCCAAAGAACAGGCGCGGCAUCAACGACCAUUCGGUGACUUUCCCGUCGGAAUCUUCCUCCUCCUAUUCGACGCCCGUUCACUCGAGUCUGAGUUCCGGUUACGAGUUUGGUGGACCGUCCGGCGGCUUCUCCCUGGGACACGCCGGAGCACUCCUCAACUCGGGCGGCUCUGUCAGUCACGGAAUCGGAUAUUCUUUAGUCCCAUCCGGUGGCCUCGGUCUCGGAUAUCAAUCGCCAGGACUGAGCCAUGGUUCCUUGAGUCGCCAGAGCAGCUCUUUGGGCGGACACUCGGCUCAAAGCAGCUACUCAUCGCCCAGCAUAGCGAGUUUUGGAAGCGGCGGGAGUAGCAACGUGCUUUUCGCACCGACGAAGACCGGUCCCGUUACCUUUGGAAUCCACGGUGGUAGCGGCGCCGCCGGCACUUCCGCCUCGUACAACCGAUCGCCGGCCUACGCUUCCGGCGGUCACGGGAUCUCGGCUUACAGCAAGGAAGGAUCUGGUUCUCUUCAGAUCGUGUUGGGAUCGCAACACGGUGGUCUGUCAUUGGGCUCCCCGGGCGCCUCGUCGAGUUACAGUUUUCCCAUUCAUUCCGCAUCCUCGAGCCCUCCGCACUCCGUGACAGGCGGCCUGAUUAUCGCCGGCGGUUCACCGAGCUCUUACAGCCUCCCAGAGUCUGCGUCCUCUCACGGCAUCUCCAGCCUUAGUGGCUCUUCAGGCACUCAAGAAGCAUCGUCCACGUAUUCUCGUCCGCUUAGCUCCGGAAUCUCCGCGUUGUCCUCCAGUGAAGGAUCGUCCAAUUAUGCCGCAUCCUCGGGAUCCUAUGGCACCUCCAGCACUCACUCGGGAUUCUCGGGCGCGUCGUCCGGCGGUACCAGCUAUCAACUACCGAUCGCUUCAGGGUCUUACUCGGGAUCGUCCAACAACGCCAUCACGUACACGAACUACAUUCCGUCUCAUUCGUCCAGCAGCAGCGUCAGCUACUCCAGCCCUAGCGUCUCCUACGCAACUCCAAGUAUCAGCCACGCGAGUUCUUCUUCCGGCUCCGGUUACUCCGGCGCCGGUGGCAGCUACUCCCUCAGCUCGAAUCACGUGGGUUCUAGUUCCAGCCCCGUCGUGACUUACACCGGAAGCCAGAGCUACACGCCCACGUAUUACAGCUCGUCCGGCUCUCACGGAACACCCGCGGAUUCGCAUGGAGCUUACAGCAGCGUAAGCCCGAGAUAUUUCGGAUACACACCGAAAUUUUACCACGCGGACGUGGAUAGCACGAAAUACGACACGAUCUCGUACUCGGUUCCAAACGGAAAAUACUAAUUUAUAUUUUUUGUAAAUCCUCCUACGUCCCGUCACAUUCCGCUAGGAUUCGAUAAAAGCUUAGGAUUUUAUUAUUAAUUACAAGAUCCGUGUUUUUGGGUCUCUUGACGAACGGGUGAUUAAACGGCAAAUGCGCCGUGAAUUUGAGAUUGUCUAAUUAUAUCAAAUCUUAUGCUGACUCGAUCUUGCCAUGAAAAAUAGUAGUAGUGCUUCAAGGUAGAAGAUUGCGCAUGUUGUUGAGAAUAAAAAUAGAGAAUUAUUUAUAUUUAAAUUUUCUACUGUACGAUCUAUACCUAAUAUAGAGAAAGAAAUUGUACCCGAAUACCGAACCGUUAUCUAUAUUUAGAUCGACAAAUGUUAUAACACAUCCCUUCCUCUGUUGUCCCUUGUAUCACUGAUAAUUGUGAUAAUUGUUACAUAAUUUUAUAUUUUCUUUUAUAAUAAACGAGUUGCUUUUCCAACGCA